CGGACAUUUUGACUUCCACGAGCUGUUCACCGGCUCCCGAGCUUCAGCGGGCCGAUCGCCAGAAGGAGGAGCCGUGGGAGGCCGCGUCCCGCCGGGCAGGGCUGUCAGAGGCGGGUUGACCCCCAACGGGCGGGACUGGGGUCCCCGUGCCCCCCGCCUCCUCUCCGCGGACAGAGCUCCCUCAGCGUCACCCCAUCGGCCCUCCCGCCUCGGGGCCGGCGCCGCUCAGCCCCGCAGCCCAGGCCGCAGCGCCCAGAGCAGAUAUGAACUUUGAGGACGUGGCCAUCGCCUUCUCUCAGGAGGAGUGGGGGCUCCUCGAUGAGGCUCAGAGACUUCUGUACUGCGAUGUGAUGCUGGAAGUGUUUGCACUUGUCUCAUCUGUAGGAUAUGGACUUUGAGGACGUGGCCAUUGCCUUCUCCCAGGAGGAGUGGGGGCUCCUGGAAGAGCCCCAAAGACUUCUGUACUGCGAGGUGAUGCUGGAAGUGUUCGCACUUGUGUCAUCUGUAGGUUGUUGGCAUAAAACGGAUGAGGAGGAGGUCCGUCCUGAGCACAGCAUAUCUAUACAAGGGGAGUCACAGGUCAGGGCAACCCGGAGGACCCAUCUAUGCGGGAGGUGUUUCUCUGUGUUAAAAGAUACUCUGCACCUGACUGAGUCACCAGCAGCAGACUUUGAGCCGAAACGCUUCUUUGGUGACGCAUGUGUGAGAGUCUUCUGUUUCAAUGCAAACCCUCAUCAGGAGCAGAGGGAAGCCAGUGGAGAGAAGCCCUGGAAAGGAGCUGUGGACAGGGCCUCGUUUGUGACCAGGUGCAGCUUCUACUUAUCAGAGUGGCCCUCAACCAGUUGGGAUCUUGGGGAAGACUUCCCAGCCAUCUCAGAGCUUCUCCAGCACCAGGCCUCUCUCAACACUGAGGAGCCACACAGUGGCAGUGAGAUUUCGCUGGAAUUUCUCAGUGGAGAAAGUUAUCAGUAUUGGGGUGAAGAUGAAAAAGCUGCCAGCCACAACCAGAACCUUGUUCAACAUCAGGCUGACUUUUCAGAAGAAAAAAUUUAUGAGUGUAACAAACGUGGGAAAGUUUUUAGCCGUAUCUUGAACCUCAAGCAACAUAGAAGCAUUUACGCUGAAGAAAGUCCCUAUGAGGAUAGUGAUUAUGAGAAGGACUUCAGUCAAAGCUCUAACCGCCGUCAACGCAAGAGGAUUUACACUGGUGAGAAACCUUUUGUAUGUAGUGACUGUGGGAAGGCCUUCAGUCAAAAGUGUGCCCUCAUUCAACACCACAGAAUUCACACUGGUGAGAAACCUUUUGCAUGUAGUGAAUGUGGGAUGGCCUUCAGACAAAAGUUUACCCUCAUUCAGCACUACAGAAUUCACACUGGAGAGAAGCCGUAUAAGUGUACUGUUUGUGGAAAGUCCUUCAGUCAAAGCUCUUACCUCAGUCUACACAAGAGAACACACACUGGUGAGAAACCUUUUGUAUGUAGUGGCUGUGGGAAGUCCUUUAGUCAAAAGUGUACCCUCAUUCAACACUACAGAAUUCACACUGGUGAGAAACCUUACGAGUGUCAUGAAUGUGGAAAAUCUUUUAGGAGUAAUAGUCACCUCUAUUACCACAAGAGAGUUCACACAGGAGAAAAGCCAUAUGAGUGCAGUGAAUGUGGGAAGUCCUUCAUGCUAAUCUCCACGCUGACAGAGCAUCAGAGAAUUCACUCUGGAGAAAAGCCAUAUCAGUGUGGUAAUUGUAGGAAAUCCUUCAGCCGAAGAUCUAAGCUCAUGGGCCACCUCAGAAUUCACACCGGAGAAAAGCCUUAUGAGUGCAGUGAAUGUGGGGAAUGUUUUAGAUGGAAACCUAGCCUUGUUAGACAUCUGAGAGUCCACACUGGAGAAAAGCCUUAACUGUGCAGGGGAUGUUUUAUCUUUCUCACACUACAACACUGACGGAGACUCAGACCCAUUUACCUGAGUAUAAACUCCUUUUAUUGGGACAUACACUCUUCUCAAUGCCUCACAAAUCUGAGGUACAAGGGAGGCUUGAAGGAGCUGCAUUGCACUUGCUGAUGUGCCGAGAUCUCCUACCUGACUGGUGUCACUGCGAGUCUGUGUGGUUGAAGUGACCUCGACCACCUGACUCACCUGAACAGUGUGCAUCAGUCACCACCCCUGGUGUUCAGGGAAAGGAAUUCUGUGUUGUCACUUGUGCUUAAGUGAAUUACGAAGACUCGGAGCUCAUGGCAGGAUCUUCAUUCCUUUCUCUCUGACUAGGGAAUGGACCCAACCCAGGGUUCAUCCGGAGCCCCAUCCUCAGCUAAGAAGAGCUGCCUCUCUCAGGGACGUUGUGGGUCUCACAUUUUGUUGUCACCAAUUGUUUCAGCUUCUUAUUCACCAGCCUGCAAACUGCUUGCUGUGCACUGCUCUGGUUUACGAUGUUUUUGUAACGGCGUUUUUGCUUUUGCACCUUUAGUUCUGGUGGUCCUAGUCGCCGCCUGGGAUGAUUUGCAAGCACAGGUGUGAUCUGGCAUGUGGAGUCACCAGAUACUGUGGGGAUCCCAAACUCUGUGCUUCAGAAGUAUCAACAGAAUGGCAGAAAACCACUCUUUGCCCAAUAUCGACUUCGUUUGCAUUACUGCCCCAGGCCUGGAAUAAAGACCGUGUGACUUUGUGGUUCUGUUUUGCAGGUUUGAUCCUUGGCUCCCAGUUAAGGCUAGUUUAGGAGACAGACAUCUAGUCAUUGUGUCUGUCUGUCUGUCUGUCUCUCUCUCUCUCUCUCUCUCCCCCCCUCCCACCACCCCCUUACACUCUCUCUGAAAAAUUAAAAGAGCUCUGGCUGGUUUGGCUCAGUGGAUAGAGCCUGUGGACUGAAGGUUUCGAUUCCGGUCAAGGGCACAUGCUCAGGCUGUGGGCUCAGUCCCCAGUGGGGCAAGUGCAGA
Eptesicus fuscus (big brown bat) is the source of this 2924-nucleotide messenger RNA. RefSeq names its product zinc finger protein OZF-like. Gene Ontology annotation, molecular function: RNA polymerase II cis-regulatory region sequence-specific DNA binding; DNA-binding transcription repressor activity, RNA polymerase II-specific. Gene Ontology annotation, biological process: negative regulation of transcription by RNA polymerase II. The coding region runs from base 388 to 1893 and encodes 501 amino acids. The record is from RefSeq and is a predicted model, not a curated record. The transcript has 4 exons. Lineage: Eukaryota; Metazoa; Chordata; Mammalia; Chiroptera; Vespertilionidae.